GUCUGAAACUUUUAAAAACAAAAAGCUACUUUUUAAAGAUGGCUUCUGCUAAAACGAGUCUAGAGGACGUCUUUCAGAGCUUCUGCUCCUUUGGUGAAGGACUCAAAGGUAGUGCUGCCAUGGAUAAUGCCAAGUUUGCCAAGCUGACCCGUGAUGUGAAGAUCCUCGACAAAAAAUUGACUUCAACCGACGUUGACAUAAUCUUUUCUAAAGUGAAAGCCAAAACUGAUCGUAAAAUAAACUUUGAGCAAUUCAAGGAAGCCGUGAGGCUAAUGGCUGACAAGAAAUAUCCCGGUGAUCCGGAUGGAGAAAGGAAACUUAUUGACAAGAUAACAGCAGGGAGUGGACCAAAGGUCCAAGGUGUUACAAAAACAGUCGAUAGUCCUCUUCUUGAGAGAAUGACUGACACAUCAAAAUACACUGGAACGCAUAAAGAAAGAUUUGACGAGUCGGGCAAAGGAAAGGGACUGGCAGGGAGAGACUCUUUUCAAAAAGGAGCAGGAAUGGCCCCUGAUGGUUUUAGUGGAAAUGCUUCGUAUGUUCAUGGCUAUAAGCAUGAAGGGACUUAUGACAAGAAAGUGAAGAAAUAAUGAAAGAAAUGACACCCCCUUAUCUCAUUAUACAUGCGUACUUAUGCUAUCCAUCAAUUUAUUUUCUCAUGAAUGAUUAUCUUUCUUAGCUACAAAAUACAAUUAUCAUU
Amphimedon queenslandica is the source of this 700-nucleotide messenger RNA. RefSeq names its product tubulin polymerization-promoting protein family member 2-like. Bases 39 to 590 code for a protein of 183 amino acids. Gene Ontology annotation, molecular function: tubulin binding. The record is from RefSeq and is a predicted model, not a curated record. Gene Ontology annotation, cellular component: microtubule. The transcript has 4 exons. Lineage: Eukaryota; Metazoa; Porifera; Demospongiae; Haplosclerida; Niphatidae. Gene Ontology annotation, biological process: microtubule polymerization; microtubule bundle formation; positive regulation of protein polymerization.